Molecule: messenger RNA, 699 nt
Organism: Penicillium waksmanii
Lineage: Eukaryota; Fungi; Ascomycota; Eurotiomycetes; Eurotiales; Aspergillaceae
Product: bZIP transcription factor
Exons: 2
Coding region: 1-699 (232 amino acids)
Source: RefSeq, a predicted model, not a curated record
AUGGACAGCAGUAAGAAGAAAAGCGAUCGCCUGGCGCGAGUACGCGCAAACCAGCGCAACAGCAGAGCCCGGAAACAAGAGUAUCUGCAAGAACUGGAGCAAAGACUAGCAGCUUUUCAGACCGAGGACCGUCGCAAGGAGAUUGAGCACCGACUCGCCCUACAGAAAAUGGAAGCCGAGAACCGACAUCUGAAAACAUUGCUGAAUUCAUUGGGCAUUUCAACUGAGCUACUUCAGCAAUACGUGCAAUUAGCGGAACAAGGGAAUUCUGUCGACGGAAAAGUGGCUAUUCCUGCGAUGCAUCAGCAUGUAAAAACAUCUACUACGCAACCAGUCAAAGAGAAGCCAGUGCCUGCUACGUCCAACUCCAUCGCACCGGCCGUGAUGACCGAGAAGACCCCGGAAAAAACAGCAGAACCAAUUGAUAAGACAUGGGAAGCUUCGGAUCCGCCCUUAUGCAAAUGCUCCCCUGGACAAAGAGAUCUGGCAUCGGGGCCUGUCGAUGGCGAUGUUCUCAAUACCACUCUCUGCGCCAUCGCAGAAGAGUUGAUCAAUCAAUACAAUACUCGUGGAAAAGACUUGGAGGAAAUUCGACAAAGACUAUGGUCUGGAUUCCAAUCAGGGGUUACCGGCGACGGUUGUCGGGUGCAGAACAAUGUCCUCUUUGAAGUCCUCGAUGAGAUCAGCCAUAAUGUUUGA